AUGUCUCUCAUGGCUUCUCAUUCCUAUGUUCCCUCUCUCAACUACAAAUUCAAUGUCUUAUCAAGCUUCCACGGGCCUGACGUCCGUAAAACACUUCUCAGUCACAUGCGCGACCAAUUCAAACGCUACGGGAUCACUAUGUUUGAUGAUCAAGAGAUUGAGAGAAGCGCAACGAUCCCCCCUUCACUCACCGAAGCCAUAAGAGAAUCGAGGAUCUCGAUCGUGAUUCUCUCCAGGAGAUAUGCUUCUUCAGGCUGGUGUUUGGAUGAAUUGGUGAAGAUAAUGAAGUGCAAGGAAACCAUGGGACAAAUAGUGAUAACCAUCUUCUAUGGAGUGGAGCCAUCCUAUGUACGGGAUCAGACCGGGGAUUUCGGGAUCGCUUUCAAUGAAACCUGUGCACGUAAGACGGGCAAGAAAAGACAGAAGUGGAGCAAAGCUUUGCACGAUGUGGCCAACAUUGCUGGAGAAGACUUCUUAAUAUGGAAUAAUGAAGCGGCAAUGAUUGAGAAGAUUGCAAAAGAUGUUUUAAGGAAACUGAAUGCGACACCGUCUAGGGAUUUUGAUGGCAUGGUGGGACUUGAGGCUCAUUUGAGAGAAAUGGAGUCGUUGCUAGAUUUAGAUUGUGAUGGAGUUAAGAUGGUUGCAAUCUCUGGUCCAGCAGGGAUUGGGAAAGCUAUCAUGGUGGUUUUGACGACUAUGGCAUGCAGCUGCGUUUACAAGAAGAGUUUCUUUCAAAGUAUAAAGCAACUAGAGGCGUUGGCUGAUGAAACUACAUGGUUUGGUCCUGGAAGUAGGAUUGUAGUAACCACAGAAAACAAAGAUAUUUUGCGGCAACAUGAGCUUGCUAGAAGAGUAACGUACCUUUGUGGUAACCUUCCAUUGGGUCUCCGUGUGGUGGGUUCAUCUUUGCGUGGGAAGAACGGCGAGGAGGAGUGGGAAGAAGUAAUACGGAGGCUAGAAACUAUUCUUGACCAUCGAGAUAUCGAGCAAGUGCUAAGAGUCGGUUAUGAGAGUUUACAUGAGAAUGAGCAGUCUCUCUUUCUCCAUAUUGCAGUCUUCUUCAACGGUGAAGAUGGUGAUAUUGUGAAAGCCAUGUUCGAUGACCAUAACAACUUGGAUAUCAAACACGGGUUGAAUAUCCUAGUUAACAGAUCUCUCAUUUACAUGUAUCCAAAAGGAAAAAUAGUGAUGCACAAAUUACUGCAACAAGUGGGUAGACAAGCCAUUGAUAGACAAGAGCCUUGGAAACGUACGAUCUUAACUGACGCUCAAGAGAUAUGUGAUGUCCUUGAAGAUGAUAAAGGUACUAGAGCUGUGUCCGGUAUAUCAUUCGAUAUAUCAAGAAUAGAUGAAGUAUCUAUAGGCAAGAAAGCCUUAAAAAAAAUGCACAACCUCCGAUUCCUCAAAGUUUACAAAAGAAGAUAUGAUAGGAAUUAUAGCAUGCAUAUACCUGAGGAGAUGGAGUUUCCGAGUCGUCUAAGGUUACUACAAUGGGAGGCCUAUCCAAGCAAUUGUCUUCCUCCUACAUUUCAUCCGGAAUAUCUGGUCAAACUUGAUAUGAAGUAUAGCCUGAUCGAGUACCUCUGGCAAGGAGCCCAGCCGCUUACAAGUCUCAAGGAGAUUGAUUUGGCAUGGUCCUGCCAGCUCAAGGAACUCCCGGAUCCUACAAAUGCCACAAAUCUGGAGACAUUGGAUCUGAGUUUGUGCAAGAGUUUGGUAGAGAUUCCAUCCUCAUUCUCACGUCUUGAUAAACUACAAAAGUUGACGGUGGUGAACUGCAUAAACCUACAAGUCAUUCCAGCUAACCUGAACUUGGCUUCACUCGACCAUGUCGAAAUGUUUGGAUGCUCAGCUUUGAGAAAUUUUCCAGUUAUAUCAACGCACAUCACAACACUAAGUAUAUCAAAAACAGCGGUCGAUGAUCUACCUGCAUCAACAAGGCUCUGCUCUCGUCUUUUGUCUCUCAACCUAGAAUAUUCCAUCAAAGAUCUUCAUAGGCUACAUGACCUGAAUCACUCCAAGUGCGGUGCUCUGUUUCACCAACUGCUUCAAACUGGACCAACAAACACAAAGAGCGAUGAUCCAACGAUCGAUUAUCCAACGACCGUUUCGUUACCCGGAAGAGAAGUGCCUUCGAUGUUUGAUCACAGAGCCGUGGGAAAUUCCUUGACCAUACGUCUCGAUUUUGAUAGGCCUCUGCUCUUUACAUUUAAGGUUUGCCUCGUGGUUUCACCUAAUAACAAGAAAAAUACUUGCUCUUCUACACAACCAGUUAUGUGCCGUCGCAUUGUCAACGGCCACUUAGACCCCACGGAGGAGGAGUUCAAUCUACAAAAUAUCUCCAAAUGUCGAACGGAGCAUCUGUUGAUAUGUAAAUCUCGCUUGCAAUAUUUUCACCGCGCUAAAGUUAGCAGUGAGGUAGUGUUCGAAUUCAGCAGCAAAUACGAAAACCUUGACAUCCUUGAAUGUGGUGCCCGGAUCUUUAGCCAAGCAUACUUGCAAAUGAGCAAUGAGUCCGAACCCUUGGAAGACGAUGAAGAAGAAUUUGACUCGAAAGAAGACGAGAAUCACAGAGGCGCAACACAUACGGAUUGUUGGAGUUGGCUCUUCUCCUGCUUUGUGAAAAAGGAAGCUUUGUUUCGGGGAACAAGACGACGAUAG
Messenger RNA from Microthlaspi erraticum, 2661 nucleotides. The record is from the annotation of a GenBank genome assembly. Lineage: Eukaryota; Viridiplantae; Streptophyta; Magnoliopsida; Brassicales; Brassicaceae.